GCCGAGGGGAGGGAGGGGCGGGAGGCGCCUUCGCUUGAAGGAACUGGGAGGGAGCGGGAGAUGCUGCGGCUGCUCGCAGGACACUGAUGCUCCGCUUGCUCGGCAGAGUCAUGUCAUUCCCGCCUAUGCCGCCGCCGCCACCACCACCACCACCGCCCCCCCGAACUCCGGGGGGCCCCGCCGCGCGCCAGCUAUCCCGGAGACCCUGUGCGCCGCCCGCGCCUUCACCGCCCGCUGCCGCCGCCGGCGGCGGCGAGAAAAAGAGGAGGCCGCCCGAGAUGCUGCUCUCCAGCUCCUGGCCCUCCGCCACCUUGAAGAGGCCCCCGGUACGGCGCGGCCCCGGCCUGGGUUCGGGCACCCCACAGCCGGCUACCUCCGCACGCGUCCCGCCCCAGCCCUCUCCGGGCCGUGGGGGGACCUCGACCACGUGCUCCGCGCCACGGCGGGUCGCCUGCAGCCACAUCCCAGCGGGAUCCACCGCCUCGGGGACCUCUGCAGGGGCGGGGGCGGGGGCUGGGCCCGACGACGCCACGCGCUUCUCUUUGAGCCUCACCCCAGAAGCCAUCCUGGUCAUCCAGAGGCGCCACCUGGAGAAGCAGUUGCUGGCGCGACCCCGCAGGCCCUUCCCCACACCCUCGGCCGACCCGAGGCGCCCACUGGUACCCUGUCCCCGAACCAGGGCUUCGACCCUGCGGAGGGGCGGCCCCACCAGUGUCCCCGACGCGCCUCUGGCUGUGGCUGUCAGCAGCCGCCCUCCCCGUGCCUCGCUGCUGCCAGGAGGUCUGCAGGCCACUCUGCCCAGCCCGCGCCCCUCCAGCCUGCGCCCAGUGCUUAAGGUGUCGCUGCUCAAUGAGAAGCACAAGUACGAUGAUGAGGAGUACGAGGAGGAGGUGGAGGUGGUGGACGAGGGCCUCGUGCGCAAGUGCACCGAGUGGCUGCGUGGGGUGGAGUCGGCGGCAGCUGCGAGGGGCCGCACAGGGCAUCUGGACUCGCUGCCACACCUGAGCACCCUGUGAGGCUAGGUGGGCCUGUGGGACCCAGCCUGGCUUGAAGCCCACGGCCGCCUCCUGCGCUCCUUGCACACCUGGGCUCUUGUGAACCAGGUAGGCCAGCAAGGGACAGGACUAUUGCCUGGAACCUUCCCCAGGCAUGCUUAUUCAUGAGUGACCCACAGGCUUUUCUAACGCCCACCACCCACCUCCUGUGCAAUUAGGUCAGCGUGGGACACAACAGACUCGCCUGACUCUAGCAGCUGUCCCCUGCUCCUCCUGCUCUCCCCCCCCCCAUGUGGGGGUGGGGGAGGACCUGUGAAAUGCCUUCUAACCUCUCACCCUAACUAAGGAUUGGACCCAGAGGUCCCUCUGCCCCAGGUGGCAUUCCACUUCCUGGGGACUCUGCAAGCCUGUGGCCACCGAGGGUGGAGUGAUCUUCUAUUGCAGAACUAGGACAUGGUGCUAUCUAUGUAUAGGAUUUGUCUCCUUAACAGUCAGAAAGAUGUUAGGUAUUGGAAACUGGUUAACUAAACUUGUAAUCCAGCAUCCUGAAACAGUGCACUGUUGCCACUGGGUGAUCCAGGAGGACUUGUGCGCCGCCUGCCAGCUGAGUACUCAGCCAUCCCAGACACACAUGCACACACACACCCUGCUCCCAUGUCUAUGCACAGGCAGCCCCAUUCCACUAGCUGUCAUGUGUGCAUGCACACGAUAACACACACAUUGGCUCUCACAUACAUGUGGAUACGUGGCCAUGCAGGUAGUCACAGCCACACACAGGUGUCUCCGAUGGCACAGCUGGAAUUGUUUUCAGAAGCUGGAUCAAGGUGGGGACAGGAAUCAGGGUUGUCGUCUGCUGGGAAUGCAGUUUUUAUUUGAGGGCACAGCAAUGUCUCCCUCAGUAGCUAGGGAAAGAACUUCUCAGCACAGAGAAGGACAGAGAAGGUGGGUGAAAGCAAGGCAGGGCAAGUCUGCCUACCGGAGCAGUUUGAGGCGGAAGCAGGAAGUAGCUGUGGGCCAGGGCAGGUGUCUCUCUCUCUCAUCACUGUGAAGACCAGUGACAAAGGGGUUCUGUAAGCUGUAAAUAGUGACUUUUUAAAUCCUAUUUAUUAUUUGAAUGAAGGGUAAAACUCCUGUCUCUUAAUAGCUGAGCCCUUCCCAUUAACUGGAGGAUGAUUCUGUUGUAUGUCUUCUGUGCCUGAGUGGAUUUAACCCCAAGGAUAAGAAGGAAGUGUUUGUUCUAAUCAGAUAAGGUUGCCUGUAGAAACUUAAUGCAUUACCUCAAUGUUUUUUUUUACUUAUCUUAUGCAAGUCAAUAACCAGUUUAAUGUUUGUCUUGUUAGACUUUAAUGUGUCAAUUCUUGAUUGUAUUUUAAAUCAAAGCCUUACAUUUUUUAAAGACCAAUUAUAUUUUUUCCUUGUAGAGAUCUUUGCGCUCAUGCUCU
Messenger RNA from Mus caroli (Ryukyu mouse), 2437 nucleotides. RefSeq names its product proline rich 18 (gene Prr18). The record is from RefSeq and is a predicted model, not a curated record. NCBI's taxonomy places the organism in Eukaryota, Metazoa, Chordata, Mammalia, Rodentia, Muridae.